This is a messenger RNA of Aspergillus fumigatus Af293, 1182 nucleotides long. RefSeq names its product putative C6 transcription factor (Leu3). The record is from RefSeq and is a predicted model, not a curated record. Gene Ontology annotation, biological process: regulation of DNA-templated transcription. Gene Ontology annotation, molecular function: zinc ion binding; transcription cis-regulatory region binding; DNA-binding transcription factor activity, RNA polymerase II-specific. Gene Ontology annotation, cellular component: nucleus. NCBI's taxonomy places the organism in Eukaryota, Fungi, Ascomycota, Eurotiomycetes, Eurotiales, Aspergillaceae.
AUGGCGCUAUCUCCGAGAGCCCAAACAUCUUCAACUCGUAGCUCUUCUCGCCAGUCCAACCGUCAUCGUGAAGUGUACCAGGGAGAGAGCUCCUUUAUACUGUCAGUCCAAGAGCAGAAUGCAGAGUCCCUCCUACGUUGCUCCCGAUACAUGCGAAUGAUAGCAGAUGAAAUGGACCCCCAAUCUUCGCUUAAGCGAGCCAAGAAAGCAUGCACAGAGUGCAGACAGCAAAAGCACAAAUGUGAUGCGUAUUUGAACCCCGAGCAGCCGUGCACAAGAUGCCGAAAGUCCCAGAUUAAAUGUGUCAUCUCGGACCCUUUUCGAAGGGAGCAUAAACGCCAGCGUCGAGCCGAACUGGAACAUGAGGCGAAUGAGCUCCGCCGACAGUUACAGGCUGCACAGGCCCCUGCACAGGCCCCAAACCAUCAUGCUUCCCCUAUAGCCAUGCUCACAGCUGCAGCAGAGAUGGGAGUGCACUCUGCAAGCAGCGAGGUUGCAUUACGUCUGCCUGCCCCUUCAGCUCCUGCUCUUCCUACUCCGCCGACUCCUGGUCCUUCUCCUUGUGCGGCUGCUCUUCCUGUUCCAUCAUAUGCCCAGCAGCUGCUAUCCUCAGCAGGUUUAGAAGAGCCUUUAGCCAAGGUGGAUAUCGAGCCGGACGAUCAUCGCCUAGAGCCGACCGUACCUCGCACCUUGAAUAACGUGACAAUAAAAGCAGCGGAGAUCGAUGAUCUGUUCCAAGUGUUCUUCCGUGAAUACUCGCAGUUCCUUCCCAUCCUCGACAUCGGACUGACCCCCAACGCAUACUACUCACAAUCUCCUUUUCUGUUCUGGGCUGUUAUUGGGGUUGCGUGCAGGUCUUACCCGAAAAAUCCAACUCUACUGACGGCUCUCUCUCGGGGCAUUGUUGAGAUGGCUUUACUCUCGGCCUUGUCAACCACACCAUGGCACACUGUUCAAGGACUGCUGCUGCUUCUCACCUGGCCCUUUGCAAAGGACAAAACCCGGUCAGAUGUGAUGUUCACCUUGAGCGGCAUGAUGCUCCAUAUUGCCAUGCAGAACGGCACGCACAUACCCAUGUCCAGCCAUGAGUUUUCUAGAUUUAAAACCCCCGCGCCGUCCGAAACUGAUAUGGUUCGGCGAUCGGAGCUCUGGGCACAUUGCGUGAUUGCUUAUCAGAAGUAA